Messenger RNA from Cynara cardunculus var. scolymus (artichoke), 1284 nucleotides. Its product is annotated as salicylate carboxymethyltransferase-like. Gene Ontology annotation, biological process: methylation. The transcript is spliced from 4 exons. NCBI's taxonomy places the organism in Eukaryota, Viridiplantae, Streptophyta, Magnoliopsida, Asterales, Asteraceae. The record is from RefSeq and is a predicted model, not a curated record. The coding region runs from base 63 to 1187 and encodes 374 amino acids. Gene Ontology annotation, molecular function: S-adenosylmethionine-dependent methyltransferase activity.
GAGAUAUUGGAGUGAGUGUUCUUGGUGAAGUGUGUGUGAUCAUCAUAGUCAUACAGAGAGAUAUGGACGUCGCUCGGGUGCUUCGGAUGAAUGGUGGUGAUGGAGAUUAUAGCUAUUCAAGCAAUUCUCUUCUCCAGAGAAGGGUGAUAUCGAUAACAAAGCCCAUAAUUGAAGAAGCUUUGACUGAUCUCUAUAGCGACUUGAACUUCCCCAAAACCCUAAUCAUGGCGGAUCUUGGAUGUUCAUCUGGACCAAACACUUUUCUGGUGGCGUCGGAACUCGUUAAAUCAAUUGACAACAUUAGGAUCAAAUCAGGCUAUGAUGAACCACCACAAAUUCAAAUCUACUUGAAUGACCUUCCACAUAAUGAUUUCAACACCAUUUUUGUUUCUCUACCAGAAUUUCAGAAGAAACUAACCAAACAAAUGGUCCCCAGUUCUUCUUACCCACUCUGUUACUUUUCCGGUGUCCCUGGAUCGUUCUAUUCUAGGCUUUUUCUCAGCAAAAGUAUUCAUUUUGUCCACUCUUCCUAUAGUCUCAUGUGGCUCUCCCAGGUUCCUGAAAUGGGAAACACAAAUAAGAGGAACAUAUACAUGUCAACGACAAGUCCGCCAAGCGUGAUACGAGCGUACCGUGAGCAGUUUCAAACGGAUUUCCUGACUUUUCUCAAGUAUCGUGCAGACGAGGUGGUAAACGGAGGGCGAAUGGUUUUGACAAUACUAGGAAGGCGAAGUGACGAUCCUUGUAGCAAAGAAUGUACUUACGUUUGGGACCUCUUAGCCAUGGCCCUAAAUGAUAUGGUUUAUGAGGGACUCAUCGAUGAAGAGAAAAUGGAUUCGUUCAACAUUCCACAAUACACUCCUUGUGCCAAAGAAGUGAGUAAAGGAGUUGAGAAAGAAGGGUCGUUUGAGAUUGAUUGCCUUGAGGUUUCUGAAGUGAACUGGGACGCAUCUACCGACAACAGUUUGGAUUCAUCUGAAAAAGAUUCACAAGGAAUAAAUAUGGGGAAAUGUAUGAGGGCUGUGGCAGAACCUUUGUUGUUGAGUCACUUUGGGGAGUCAAUGAUUGAGGAGGUGUUUAAGAGGUACACAAAUAUUAUCAGGAAUCGGAUGUCGAAAGAGAAGACGUCGCUCAUCAACGUCACAGUUUCAUUGACCCGAAAAGGGUUAGGUUCUAUGAUGUCAUAGUCUAUGUAUGGUCGGGAAAGUUGAUCAUUUGGAUUGGUGUGUUUAGUUAAAACAUAAUGUUUUUAUUACAAGGUUCAAUAACAAUGUAUCCAUCUUU